This is a messenger RNA of Dicrocoelium dendriticum, 1449 nucleotides long. NCBI's taxonomy places the organism in Eukaryota, Metazoa, Platyhelminthes, Trematoda, Plagiorchiida, Dicrocoeliidae. The record is from the annotation of a GenBank genome assembly.
AUGAAAGUCUUCAACUCCAAAUUGAAUGAUUUUUUCCCCUCUCUUCCCCCACCGAAUCCCUCACUCCCCGUGCCCGCUCAUGCCCUCCGCCCCUUUCCGUCUCCUCCCCCAUCGCAUGCCCUCCGAGCCACUCCCCCCCCCUCGCCGCCCUCCCCACCUCCCCGAUAUCCGACCGCCCCCACCCGCCCCUCCCCACCUCUCCCCGAUGCUCGCCGCCACCCACUACAUCCAUUUAAUUAUAAAAAUAACCGCCUCUCGGUCCCUCCACCCGACAUCGCCGUCCCCCAAUCCCACAGACCACCACCGUUGAAAAGAAUUACCCCCGCCAAUUCCCAUCGCCUCGUCCUCCCUCUUUACACCCACUCGUACAUUCACCCCCCCCCCGCCCGCUUUUCUGCGGGCCACUACUCCGAACCCCCCCCCAAAUGUGAUGCCAUUGCCCGCCCCCCCCGCUCCCCCUCGACCCCUAGCCCGCACUUCCCUCCCGCACCCCCUUCCCAACUCUCCUCGUUUGCUACAUUCGUCCUCUACCCGCCAUCGAAACCCACCGCUCCCCCCAUAUAUUUAGAUUUAAUCCCCCCGACCCCCCCUCCCCAAACACCCCACCCCCCCAGCCCACCCCACCAACGCCCCCCCACGUCCGCCCCCUCCCUAUUACAACUUCCUCCACCGUCCCUCCGCCCCACCCCACGGCAAGCCCCCCCGCUCUUCCCCCCCAGCCAAGUAAAACCCCUCACCCCCGCCCACCGACCCAUCCCCCCCGCCCCAACACAACCUUGCUGUACAGUAUACCCCAAUUCAUCCGGCUACCCUCCCAAAAAGGUCACCACCCCCCCCCGCCCACCCGGGACCCCUCCCCUCCCCCCCCCCCCCCCCAGAACCGCCCCCGCAUUGUCUUCGACAAUUCCUAAUAGAUCAAAGUUACAACCCCCCGGAACGACGACUCCCGAAACCAAUCCCCAGCACACCCCUGCUUCCAAGUCAAAUACCGGCCAGCACCAACCCUUCCCCACGCCCCUCCCUCACCCACACGACCCCUACGCCCAAGGUGGCGUCCCCCCCACAUCCCUCCCCCCGGCCCCCGACCAUCCCAAACUAACCACCCCCAAGGUUAAGAGUGCCCGCCCCACCGCCCCCGUCCCCCCGCCUCCCUCUUGCCUUUCUCUCUAUAUGGUGAUUGGUCCCCCCCCUCCUCCGGCCCUAAUCGGCUCACCCCGUGCCCCCCUCCCACAAACCAACCCCCCUCUACCGCAAACACAUGAGUGUCGGGCGGCCCCGCCGUCCACCCCACUGCCACCUUCGGUCCCCACGCCCUGCCCUCCGCUCCCCCCACCACGCCCCACUAAUCAUCGCGCUCCCGUUCCCCCUCCUGCACCCGCCCCUCCGACCUCUACUGUCCAUAAGCGCCCCAGUUUGACCUACACCCCCCCUCUGCCCCCCGCCACCUAG